GUGCGUGGAGUGCAGAAACAACUCGUCCGGCCUUCCCUUCAAAGGGUCUGUGGAGUUCCGUAGAACCAUGAGAUCCUCCUUUCGUCGGAGGAAUGGCGGCGGCGGCGAGCGACCAGGAAACAAUGCAAAAACAAACCGAAGAAAUUGAAGCUCUGUCAGCUAUUUAUGGUGAUGAAUGGUGCACUGUUGAUGAAGAUGAGAAAAUUUUUUGCAUUAAAAUUAGUGAUUGCUCAGCACAGCCAAAGUGGACUCUCAAUUUGCAGGUGAUUCUGCCUCCUGACUAUCCAACUUCAGCACCACCUAUUUAUCAACUUAAUGCUCCUUGGAUUUUACAAAAGGAGUAUGCAGAACUGGCAAAUCAUCUAGAAGUAAUCUAUGUACAGAACCUUGGUGAAAGCAUUCUUUAUUUGUGGGUGGAGAAGAUACGCGAGGUUUUGAUAGAAAAAUCCCAGUCAUCAGAAUCGGUAGGCCCAGAUAAUAAAAAAAUUACAGAAGAAACAGAUGUGGAUUAUGAAGAAGAAUUUGCACUGGAAUAUCAACCUCUUCCAGAUUGUACAGCUAUGAUGUUGAAUUUUGAUCUGUCUGAAAAAAAAGAUGAAGAGUUACCUCCAAUCUAUCAUGGGAACCCAAUUACAGACCGAAGAAGCACAUUUCAGGCACAUUUAGCACCUGUUGUGUGCCUCAAACAGGUGAAAAAUAUUCUUGCUGAGUUGUACAAAAAUAAGAAAAUAGCCAGUGCUACUCACAACAUAUAUGCUUACAGGAUAUACUGUGAAGACAAGCAGACUUUUUUACAAGAUUGUGAAGAUGAUGGUGAAACAGCAGCUGGGGGUCGUCUUCUCCAUCUUAUGCAGAUCCUCAAUGUCCACAAUGUUUUGGUGGUGGUGUCUCGCUGGUAUGGUGGUAUCCUUCUAGGACCAGAUCGUUUCAAACACAUCAACAAUUGUGCCAGAAAUAUACUUGUGGAGCAGAAUUACACUAAUAUAUCUCAAAAUUCAUCUAAGCCUCUUGGAAAGAACAAAAGAACGAGAAAAGACAAGAAGAAAGCAGAACAUUGAUGUAUUGUGCAGAAUUACAUAGCUGUAUUUCAUCUUUUGACUGUCAGUGACUCUCUGUGACUUAAUAUUCUAAACUUUUGUUCCAAAAGUGUGCAAACACUUUGCAAUAAUAACAUUUUUUUUCGUAAGAAAAUCCAGCAAUUACAGCAGUGGCAGUAGACCCAGAAAACACCUUCAAUUUGUUCACUGUUUCAACUGCUCAAAAAUUAAAGUCUUUCAAUAUAAAAGCUUCCUUCUGAAUUUAGUCUUUGAUUUGUUAAAAAA
Messenger RNA from Notechis scutatus (mainland tiger snake), 1322 nucleotides. RefSeq names its product impact RWD domain protein (gene IMPACT). The record is from RefSeq and is a predicted model, not a curated record. Lineage: Eukaryota; Metazoa; Chordata; Lepidosauria; Squamata; Elapidae. Gene Ontology annotation, biological process: regulation of translational initiation; GCN2-mediated signaling. Gene Ontology annotation, cellular component: cytoplasm. Gene Ontology annotation, molecular function: protein binding.